Molecule: messenger RNA, 2127 nt
Organism: Drosophila subobscura
Lineage: Eukaryota; Metazoa; Arthropoda; Insecta; Diptera; Drosophilidae
Exons: 4
Coding region: 389-1792 (467 amino acids)
Source: RefSeq, a predicted model, not a curated record
UUUGUUGCGGUCAGUGGCCGAGGACAGGCAGGCCGAUGAUGAUGACACUGGAGGGACGCCACCCCGCCAGUAUCUGGUCGCUGCUAAUCGAUGGCUGCCCAUCAAGCGCCAAAGCGCUAAGCAAAUAAGCAACAGGAGCCGCGACUGUGCCCCAAGUCGCGCGCCAUACAAAGUCUGCGUUGGCGUUAGCGUCAGCGUCGCUGUCAACGCCUCGCUCGGCCAACGGUGGAAAUAGAAAAUAAAUAAACAGUUUUAGUUGCUGGCGGUGAUUCCUGGGGAGCAGCAGCAUAGCACGCGUCCAGUCGCGGCGACACCUGCACCAUCGGCUCGGCCACAAGUGCCACAAGUGUUGCGACCUGCCACACGCUCCACACGCCAAGGCCACGCCAUGCUGGCGGCACAAGAGAAUCGCUUUCAGUACGUGUACUUCACGCUGUCCGGCCUGGUGGCCAGCGCCAUGCUCGUCCUGGUCUACAUCUCCAUGCGCACGAGCCUUAAUGAGCGGCUGCGUGUCGACCUGGAGCACCUGCAGCGCCAGCUGAUACUGGAGAAGCCGAAUCCGCACUGGGACUACAACAACAGCUGGCGCAGGAUCGGCAAUGCCUCGCUGCGGCAUGAGAUCUAUUCGGCCUACUUCGAUGCACGCACAGAGAUCAUAGGUAAGGUCCGCCUGGAUGAGGCACAGAUGACCAUCGGCUCGCUGCGCAUCUUCGCCACGCUGCCGGUGCGCCUGAGGGACUCCAAGGUGAGCUGCAUCGUGCGCUUCGCUGACUUUAGCAGCCAGGAGAUCUUGGCCGAGGAGGCGGGCGCCAUGCACGAAGUGCACAACAACAGCUUUGCGGCUUGGAGUGUCAUGUGUCCGCUGCAUGCGUCAAGGCGCGAACCGAUGCGCCUGCCACAGGCGGUGGCCCUCAGCUAUGCCUCCAAUCGCUUGAGCCACCUCAGUCCCAGCUUCAUACAGAUUAGUUAUCCCCGCAACAUGUCGAGUCUGUUUGUCAAGUCGCGACCCGCCAUCUCCGUGUGCGUGGGUCCGCUCCAGGAGAACUACUCUAACGUGCUGCGCCUGGUGGAGUUCGUGGAGAUGUACCGGCUGCAGGGUGCCGCCCAUUUCUACUUCUACUACGUGGAGGCCAGCGAUGAGGUGCGCCGUGUGCUGACCCACUAUCAGCGCCUGGGCCUGGCGGAUGUCUUCGAGUGGAACGUGCAGCCGCAUCUGCAGGACUUGCACUACGCCGGGAUCGUGGCGCAGUUCAAUGACUGUGUCUAUCGCGCCAAUGUCGUGGACAACUAUCGGUACGCAGCCGUGGUGGAUCUGGACGAGGUGCUGAUGCCCCUGAAGCACAAUUCGCUGGCGGACUACUUGCGCCAGUGCGACGAGGGCCGCACCACCGGCUUUGUCUUUCGCAAUGUGUUCUUCUACCGGAAGGACAGCAACGACACCUUCAAUGCGCCGGGCCACGUGCUCAACCGGCUGCUGUAUACUCAGUCCAAGGUGCGUCGCACCCUGGAGAUCAUGCCCGCCUAUGUGCGCAGCAAGCUGGUGGUCAACACCCGCUCCAUCGUGGAGAUGGGCAACCAUCAGGUGUACCGCGCCGCUCCAGGCUUCGUGGACCACGUGGUUCACCCGUCGGUGGGGCUGCUCUUCCACUAUCGCGAUAAGUGCAUCAACUGCAAGAUGGUGCUUAUCGUGGACUACACUGCCAGGCGCUUCGGCUCGCUGCUCUUCGAUCGCGUCGACACCACUUGCCUCGAGGUCUUCAUGGACCGCCGCGGCAUCUGCGAGCUGGCGUAGUCUUAUCGCUGUCCCAUCUCCAGCCAGCCCCAAUCUGUACUGUACCACCGAACGCCCCCUAAAAACAGAGAUCUCUGCGGGUUAGAGAAUCUAAGCUGGAAACCGAACCGAACCGAACGAAUGGCCUUUCAGUUCAGUGCUGUGGAUGAUCUCAGCCAGUCGCCAGUCGCCAGUCGCCAUGCUGAAGUUUUGCUCCCUGCGCCGCGGCAAGGAGUCCACAGGCCAACGUGUGUCCAAGAGUGUAUGACAAAUUAGGCUAAGUUCCAAGUAGUUGUUCGUCUAAGUGUUAUGCCUUGUGUAAUAAAGUGUGCUUGAGUGAUUUUGUUGUAAUGUUA